Messenger RNA from Pygoscelis adeliae (Adelie penguin), 8140 nucleotides. RefSeq names its product zinc finger and BTB domain containing 44 (gene ZBTB44). NCBI's taxonomy places the organism in Eukaryota, Metazoa, Chordata, Aves, Sphenisciformes, Spheniscidae. The coding region runs from base 42 to 1892 and encodes 616 amino acids. The transcript is spliced from 5 exons. The record is from RefSeq and is a predicted model, not a curated record. Gene Ontology annotation, molecular function: protein binding.
UCUCUCGUAUGUGGAAAGAACGCUAGCAGAAAGGUGAAAAAAUGGGUGUUAAAACAUUCACUCAUAAUUCCCCUGCUCACAGUCAGGAGAUGCUGGGGAAGCUGAACAUGCUCCGCAACGAUGGACAUUUUUGUGAUAUCACCAUCCGCGUCCAGGACAAAAUCUUCAGGGCGCACAAGGUGGUUUUGGCAGCCUGCAGCGACUUCUUCCGUUCCAAACUCGUUGGCCAAGCAGAAGACGAGAGCAAGAGCGUGUUAGACCUGCACCAUGUGACAGUGACUGGUUUUAUACCUCUUCUGGAAUAUGCUUACACAGCAACACUAUCUAUUAAUACAGAAAACAUUAUUGAUGUGUUGGCUGCAGCCAGCUACAUGCAGAUGUUCAGCGUUGCUAGCACGUGCUCAGAAUUCAUGAAGUCCAGCAUUUUAUGGAAUACGCCCAACAGCCAGCAAGAGAAGGUGCUGGAUGCAGGACAGGAGAACAGUGCAAACUGCAAUUUUACUUCUCGAGACGGCAGCCUUUCUCCAGUUUCUUCUGAGUGCAGUGUCGUGGAAAGAACCAUUCCUGUUUGCCGAGAGUCGCGAAGAAAGCGCAAAAGCUACAUAGUUAUGUCUCCCGAGAGCCCCCUUAAGUGUAACACACAAACAAGUUCCCCCCAAGUGCUGAAUCCUUCAACUUCUUACCCGGAGUCCAGAAAUCAGCCCGUGGACUCGUCUUUAGCUUUCCCCUGGACUUUUCCUUUUGGAAUUGAUCGAAGACUUCAGUCCGAGAAGGUGAAGCAGGCGGAGAACUCUAGGACUUUGGAAAUGCCUGGACCCUCCGAGUCCAACAGAAGAAUUGCAGAUUACGUGACUUGUGAGAGCACAAAAGCCAGUUCUCCCCUUGUGAUUGAAGAAGACGUGCGCGUCAAAGUGGAGAGGUUAAGCGAUGAGGAGGUUCACGAGGAAGUAUCGCAGCCUGUUAGCGCAUCCCAGAGCUCUCUGAGCGAUCAACAGACAGUCCCAGGAAGCGAGCAAGUGCAGGAAGAUCUCCUGAUCAGCCCACAGUCUUCCUCUAUAGGCUCAAUAGAUGAGGGGGUUACGGAGGGAUUACCCACACUCCAAAGUACCUCUGGCACUAACGCUCAUGCAGAUGAUGAUGAUCGUUUGGAGAACGUUCAGUAUCCCUACCAACUCUACAUUGCUCCUUCUACCAGCAGCACAGAGAGACCCAGCCCAAAUGGUCCAGACAGACCUUUUCAGUGUCCAACCUGCGGGGUCCGGUUCACUCGCAUUCAGAACUUAAAACAACACAUGCUUAUCCACUCAGGCAUUAAACCAUUUCAGUGUGACCGCUGUGGGAAAAAGUUCACCCGAGCUUACUCGCUAAAGAUGCAUCGCCUGAAGCACGAAGGUAAACGCUGUUUCCGGUGCCAGAUAUGUAGUGCCACUUUCACUUCCUUCGGGGAAUAUAAACACCACAUGCGGGUUUCCCGGCAUAUUAUCCGCAAGCCUCGGAUUUACGAGUGCAAAACAUGCGGCGCCAUGUUCACCAACUCUGGAAAUUUAAUCGUUCACCUGAGGAGCUUGAACCAUGAAGCGUCAGAGCUAGCAAACUACUUCCAGAGCAGUGACUUCCUAGUACCGGACUACUUAAACCAGGAACAAGAAGAGACCCUCGGGCAGUAUGAGCUAGGGGAGCAUGGCUUUGAAAGCAACUCUUCUGUCCAAAUGCCUGUCAUUUCACAGGUGUCGUCAACUCAGAAUUGUGAAAGCACUUUCCCCUUGGGGUCUCUGGGUGGGUUGGCAGAGAAGGAAGAAGAUGUGCCAGAGCAGCCAAAGACUAACGCCACUGCUGAGGCAGCCGCAGGUGACCCUCCGAAACCGGAGCUGUCAUCUAUUACUAUUGAAUAAUUCAUGGUUUGGUUUCAUUUUUGUUCUUUGGAAAGUGCCUGUGUUUGGUCCUGUACAUUUUAAUUUAAUUUUUUUAAACAAAAGUGGGGAGAUUAUCCCUUUUUACUUUGUAAGCUACGCUUUAAACAGAAAACUGCAACAGAUGUUACAUUAUUUUUCAUGACUGAAUGAUCACUUCUGUGAAAAUAUUUAAGACUGAAUGCACAAAAAGAUCUUGUCAGAACAUCAUGGAAGCUGUGAUACACUUCUAAAGAAGAACAACUGAUUCAGAUCACUUUAACUAUUUCUUCUUCCACAGUUAGAGCAGCUCAUUAAGUUUCUCUUGCUUCUGCAGACCCUCUGGUUAAGGGAAAGAAAUCAGAGGAAACCUUUUUAAAAUGACAAACAAAAGGAUGCAUUGGAAAUCGUUAUUGAACAGUUUUGACUAGUUUUGAGUGGAUGCUUUAAUCUUCUGCACAAAAAAAUGACACUUCCUAUCUCUGUGCCUGCUGUUUUUCAAAGCGCUUACUGUAACCCUUUUCUUGGAAAUGGUAAGCAUUUUUGAAACUAACAGUCACACAUUUUUUAAAAACACAUUGUCCCUUUUCAUCUCAGAUGAAUCAGUUUUGACAAACCAAGUGAUGUCAUGCCAGGUAUUCCUACGUCUUAUAUUCCAGUCCUUCUAGAAACUGCUUGAUCAAACAGCAUGUCCAGAUUUGCCCAUCUAAGGCUAGGCAUGGAAACACUACGGUCAGGAAAAGUCUAAUGGUGCAUAAUGAAUUGAGGAUGAUAGAAAAGUACAUAUCCGUGCAAGCCUGACAAAUCUCUCGUGACUGUAUCUUUCUGUAGAAGGGGAACCACGUAUGAAAACAAAGGUUUUUCCAAACUGAAAUUCUUAAAUCGUGGCCAGAUUGUUUGCGGUUCUGGUCACUUCCCCCUGCCACAUAUACUGUAUUUUUACUAAUCUCCAAACGCUGGCUAGAGGGAGUUUACAGAUGGGAAAAAAUGAGCUCUUUUGUGCAUUAUUGCACAUUUUUUUGUUUAUACUUCUGCAUGUAUAGUUUCUGAGAUUUUUAUUAGUCUGUUUUGGACAAAACAAGCAAUUUAUUCUCUUUAGAGGCCAACUUUCUAACCCAACAGGGGGUUGUUUACAAAAAGCCUAUAUAGCAAUGAUGAAUUGUUCCUGUUUCAAAACAUUUUAAAUCCUUGCCAACUCGGUUUAUUAAAGGCCAUUACUCCAGCUACAUACACAGCUCAAGUAAGCAAUAAAUUGAAAGAUUUGCAAUUUCAUUUUUCCAUAUUUAGAAAAAGCUGCAAAUUUAGGGUGUCGGAUUUUCAGAGCAGUGAGUCUUGUUUUGUCGAGGCUGUUUGGGCUAUAGGACUGCUUUGAAACCUAAAUUAGGAAAUACAUUAGGAGGUUUGUGAUUUUUUUUUUUUAUUGCUUCUGAAGUUAACUCGGUGUUUGAUGCCAAAUGCCUAUCGCCUACAGCUGACAUGCUGAGCGAGUAGGUAUUACUUGAUCUUAGUAUUCCAAAGGCAUGAUAUACUCCCUUAGUUUUGAAUCUUGUUUUUUGAAAUUGUUGUUUUCUGCCCGGGUUUGUUUUACGCAAACAUGAGGAGGAAAUGAAACCAACAGAGAAAGGUUGCUCCUGAAGAAACAGAAGACACAAAAGUCGUAUUAUAUUGCAGGAUCAAUUUGUAUUCAGUUAGCUUAGGCAGCUCUGAUACUCUGUAGGUCGGAGUUGUUUCUACUAAUAGCCAAUUUUUGUAAGGAAAAGAGUUAAUUGCCCUUUGGAAAGAGCUUAAAGGGUUUCAGUGAGUUUAACAAUUUUUCUCUGCUGUGUUUUAGGUAAAAAACACACAUUUUAGUUAAAUAGAGUGAAAACAGUUGGGAUUUAAGUCCUUUCCAAGUUACUGGAAUGAAGUUUCUCCACCAGAUCUAAAGGGUGUUUUAGAAACAUGCUGCAAAGAAGUUCUCUGCUACAAUUCAGUCUUGUAUAUCUACCUUUGUAAGUCUUAAAAGGGCUUGAGGGAGAAAUUCUUUUUUUGGGAUGCUGUACUGUGAAUUAGUCCAGUGCCUGUUGAUGGGCUGAAUUUAACGACCAGUUCUCUUCCACUUCCGAUUUCUAUAACUGAGAAGCCAGUGAGACAAGACAAUGCCUUUUGCUGAGUUUUAUCCCGAAUUAUAGGGCUGUGACACUGAACUCAAAUACAGAAUUUUCUUUUUUUCUGAUAAGCGUUACUCUGCAGGUAUAUGAGAAUCCUUUGUGAUUCAUGUAGUAAAAAGUACUUCACACAGAAACACAUUUCCAGACUGUACGGAUGUAAUAAUCAAAGGCGGUCAGAUGUAGAUGGACAUAAUCUUCUGUUCGAAUCUGACCAUUUUCACCCGUUAGAUAUUUUGCUGAACAGUUUAUCGGUGAGGAGAUGAGCAAAUACAGAACAGACAUAUCUGGAUAUUGGAUUUUGAAGACUUAAAAUUUUGUGUCAGAAGGCAAACUGCUUUCUGAAUACCAAAGAGAAGGGGGAAAAAAAGUUAAAAAGACUUUGUAGCUCUAAUCUGUUCUUCCUUGAAAAGAAAUGAGUGUCACUAACUGUUAACACCUUGGUACAAGGCAAGUCAUGGGUUUCCUUGUUCAUUGCACUGUGUUACACGUUAUCUUUGCAACCCUGUAAUCUCUGUGUAACAUCUUAAUUUAGUUCUCGCUUUUCAAUCUGAUUCAACUGCAGGAACAAUAGCGUUCUUAGAGGAUUUUGUUUGUUUGUUUGUUUUAGGGUUGGGUUUACUUGUUAAUUUUCCUGUUUGUAAUCGUUUCUUGUUAAUAUCUCUCUUCUCCAUAGAAGUGAACACAGAUUAAAUACAAAUACCGUCUUAUUUUUCCUCCCUAACUUGUUGGAAGUGUUCAGUUCUUUGAAAUGCUGUUGUUCUUCACAGGAGAGAUGUAAAAACAUAGGACAUCUUAAAACAAUCUCUGUUGCUAAUAUGCUUAGAUUCCAAAUUGAGCAAGAUAGAUAUCUAAGCUAGAAGAAACUUGCCUUAAACUACACUUGGGAUUAAACCUAAAGCAUAAAUUUCUUUCAAUACAUUAUCAGAGGGUUUUGAACUCCGGACUGCAUUUUCUUUUUUUCUCUUUUUUUUCUUCCCCCCCCCAUUAGUAUGCAUUUAUAUUUCUGUUUGACAAGGAUCACAGAAUCACAGAAUAGUUGAGAUUGGAAGGGACUCUGGAGGUGAUCUAGUUCAACCCCCGUGCUCAAAGCGGAGUCAGGGAGAGCAGGUUGCUCAGUCCAGUCAGAUUUUGAAUAUCUGCAAGGUGGAGACUCCCCAGCUUCUCUGGGAAAGCUGUUCCAGUGUUUGACCACCCUCACCGUAAAAAAGGUUUUAGGAUGUUUGGGUGGGAUUUCUCGUAUUUCAGUUUGUGCCCACUGAGAAAGGUCUGGCUCCACCUUCUUUACCCCCUUCUAUCCGGUAGUUUUACACAUUGGUAAGAUCCCCCUGAGCCUUCUUUGAUGGGACAAAACAGUCCCAUCACGCUCAGCCUGUAUGGCAGAUGCCCUAGUCCCUUCAUCGUCUUUGUGGCCCUUACAAGUUGUUCAGAAUUUCUUCCAAGUAGCUACAACGUAUGACCCAUCGCAGCAGUUUCUUUGUCGAUGAGUAGUCUCCAAAUUCAUUCCCAAAGUGAUUUAUGUGUUGCUUUUGCAUAUCCUUCUCCCCUGUGGCACCAAUCUUUGCACUCAGUGGAAAAUCCUUUCCUCACCCAUUUAUUUUGCAGAGUGCCUUCACUACCACAGAACUAGCAAGGUUCUGCCGUAUGCCGGGGACCCGGAUUCUCGGAGUCUGUGCAGGGUCUUUACUCCUUGCCUAUUGUGUAGAGCAGUACAUCCGAUGGGAACAAUGGGAAAGGAAGGGAUAGGUUUUUUCCUGAUUUAACGUGGUGUUUUGGGAGAGGGGAAAAAAUUCAGGAGCUUUCUAUUUCCCCGCAAAAAGUAGAAGAAAAAGAAGUGAUGUUUUAGCCGUGGGGGAGAUUUGGCGAAGUUGUAAGGGUUCGUUUUGUUUUUCGAUGCAGACACAUAGCACGGGUCCCCUGGAAAUCCAUGGGGAUGCCUACACAUUUAGCAAAUGAAGCUCCCCGUCAGAACUGCUUGUCACUGUUCUUACACCGCAUUAAAAAAGAUGUGUGUUCCUGAGGAUUUGUCUGUCUUACUACAGUUUGAGUUCAGUUGUCAGGCUCACAGGUACUAUGGUCAAGUCUCUCAUACUGAGAGAUUAGUAGACUAGGUUAUUGAAAAUGGUUCUGGGUUCACAUGUAUCUUGAGUCUAAAAGGUGUGAAUUUAAACUUUUUAAAAAAGUAAUAGCUGCCAAUGCAGUAAAAUAUAUUUUAUAAGACUAUGAUCCCUAUAUGUCCCUUACGGGAUAAAAUUUUAUUGUUUUUAAGCUAUGGUUUAAAGUUUUUAUAUGAGGGCUUCAGUCGCUUCUUGGUUGCUGGCUUUCCCCUCCAGCCCCAGGAUGUAAGAGCACUGAGACUAUUGCCGGUCUCUCUCUGAGACGAACCAUGAAGCAUUUUAUAUGCAAAUAGAACGGGAGCUUUGUGCACCCUGCAGGGAUGGAGAAAAUGCAGAUGUAGGAGCGCCUGUUGCUCCUACAUCCGUUGCAACUUCCACACCAUCAGAAUAUGGAAAAUAGCUAAUUUUCAUUCAGAUCGGUUACGUUCGAGUUUUGCUUACAAGGUGAAACCCAGUUUUGGAGGGUUCUCAUCUCCAAGUAUGGACAUAAUAAAUUCCAUAGCAUCUCGAUGACAGAUAAGAGGGUUCAAGGCCGGACGGUGCCUCAGCCACAUCAGAGGUCCCUGGUAAAUAGAGUCGGUUCAAAGUAUUUGAGGAAAUGUACCAUAAAAAACAAAUGUGAAUUUUUUUAAUGCAACAGUACUUACCGCUCUGGGUUUUUGUUAACUCAAUGUGUGCUAUCACAGUAAUUCAGUGUCCCACAGGUCUCAACUACAAAUCUGGUUGCACUAAAAAAAAAAAAAAAAAAAAGCCGAAUCAGUUUCUGGUGCUGCCAGCCUGUGUGGCAACUGUACCUACAGUCUUCCUGAGGGUUGCUGAAGUCCCCAGAGGAGUGAUUUUGUUUAACCAUUCGUUUAGCUGAUGCAUGCUUUUGAUAUUCUGACUUAUAGCCCUGGCUACACAAAGUUCUUGGACAGCUUCUUUGCCCUGUUCCUGCAGUGCCUUCACUCUAGGUGCUGCCCUAUGGUGAAACCCCGAAGAGGGAAAAGAGUAAGCUGGAGGAAAAAAUGUGAAUUAAAUUAUUGUUGGGCUUCUUUGUGCAUUUUAGUAACAGUGAAACCCCCUUAACUGUGCCAGUCUCCGGUCACCAGCCGUAUAUCCAGUCGUCAUCUCAUCCACAGUACAGCUUCUCUUGUUGAUGCUGGCCACAGCUAGAUUACUUGGCAUGUUUAUUGACUUAACAGAAUUGUUUUUUGGGUUUGGUUUUGUUUUUUAAUGUAUACGAUGUUUAAAUACACUUCACAUUUUAUAUAAUACUAUCUGGCUAUUAGUAUUUUUCAGGAACCAUAGUUCUUGGUGGCUAUAUAUAUUUUUGUGACUUUUUUUGUAAACUAAGUGCCGUUUCAACGUUACAAUCAUUUUUAGAGUUAUUGUAAUCAAUGUGAAUAUCAUGUUUUUUCAAAUCUGUUCUGAGCCUGUAGUGUUUGCUUUGUGAUCAUAUGUGUAAUGUAUAUAUUCUGUAUAGUUACAUUGUAUUGAAAUACUAGCUUGUUUGAUAUAAGAAAAGUAUGUAUUGGGUACCUUUUUGCUAGCCUGGUUGUUUAAUCUUUAAAAAAAAAAUGUUCUAAAAUACAAAAAAAAAAAAAAUCUCCAAACUGGUCCCAUUAUAGGUCAAAAUUAAGGGGGGAGAAAAACUAGUUUUGAGUGUCUUUGGAUAGAAACAUGAAGCUAAGAUUUUUCAUUAAAAUAUUAAUGUUUUAUGGAGUAUAUCUUUGCUUUGUGUCGUUAUUUAACUAUACCAGAGUUUGUCUUGUAGCACAAAAGACUAGCUUUGACCUUGUGUAAGAAGGUGCGACUCUGUUGCUAGAGCUACAUUCUCUUAUAACUUUUGCUUAUAAUUAGUCUCAAAAUAGUUGCGUAUGUGGAGAAGUCACUGUUGCCGAAGCUGUCGUUGGGAGGAAGGUAGUUUAAAACAAAAUAAGCAUUAAUAAAUGAUUGGAGAAUUACAUGAGUAAAGAGUAUUAAGAAUAAAGUACACGUUUCUGUU